AUGUCCACACUUGGGCCUCGACUGCACGCGAUCGCGCUGAAAGCUUUAGAGUUCCCGCGAAUUCUCUCCCCAAGCUUUACGAAAGAUGUGUGCGUGGCCUCGGUGUACAAUUCCGAGACAUCGAGAGAGUAUCGAGAGCUCGUCUUGUGGCUGGAAAAUACCAAAAUACGCAAACUCAAACGCGAGGGAGGGGAGAGAGAAAAAUUGCUCAGCGAGACUCUGGAGGACGAGGCGUGGUCGAAAAAUUACGAGGCGUAUUUGAAGGCGUGCGAAUGCGACGAGACGCACUUGAGGUGCGCGGAGAGUAAGAUUGAUUUUUUAAUCAACUUGGCGUUAGCGGAGGAGUAUCGGGAUAGAUUUGAUAUCGCGGAGGAGGAGGAGGAAAAGGAGGAGGAGGAGGAGGAGGGAGAGGAUGCUGCUGCUGAUGAUAAUGAGCGAGAACAAGAGAGAGCGAGAACGCCGACGGAGAAGAUGCGAGGGAUGGGGAUCGAUAAAGACGAUGGUGGUGAAAAUACGAGAGAGGAUGUGAUGAUAGACGCAAACGUAGAGAACGUCGGGAGCGCGGAAAAGAGGACGAAAGUGGAAAACGAGAAAGGCUUCGCGUAUUCCCGGUUUAAACCGAAAGAAGGAGAAACCGAAGGCGAAGGGAAAGGGAGAAGAACGGACGCGGUUUUGCCGUUAGACUCUCCGCUCUUGGCGGAUUUACGAGACGUUCAAGAUGUUAUGGACGAUGAAGAGACGUACGAUGCGUUGAUGAAAGUUUUGAAUACGUUUGAUGUCGUUCCUGCGUUUGAAACGAACCGACCGACGGUGGACGCGCGGCUCGUUCGAUUAGCGACGAAGACUCUGGAGAGAUUCGUGGUACCGUUCCAAGAAGAAGAAGUUGAGGAGGAGAAGGAGGAGGAGGCAGAGAACGACGAUAUGGAGAACGAUGAGCCAUCCUGGAAACUGGAUUUGAAACUGAGCGACGAGGACUACGUUUUGCGCGAUUCGGGAGUUCCCAUGAAAAAUCCAAAAGUCAAGCGAAUGGUGGACGCUUUGCGCGUGCUUUACGUGAACCAACUGAGAGUCACGCAAGACUGCGCCGACGACAUUUUGCUUCAAGUGCAAUCGAGAGUCGCUGAUCCUCGAACCGAUGCGAAACAAGGCAGAGUCGGUCGAUAA
This is a messenger RNA of Bathycoccus prasinos, 1164 nucleotides long. RefSeq lists its product with no specific name. Gene Ontology annotation, biological process: tRNA splicing, via endonucleolytic cleavage and ligation. The transcript has a single exon. Gene Ontology annotation, cellular component: tRNA-splicing ligase complex. NCBI's taxonomy places the organism in Eukaryota, Viridiplantae, Chlorophyta, Mamiellophyceae, Mamiellales, Bathycoccaceae. The record is from RefSeq and is a predicted model, not a curated record. Bases 1 to 1164 code for a protein of 387 amino acids. Gene Ontology annotation, molecular function: RNA binding.